Mastomys coucha (southern multimammate mouse) is the source of this 3198-nucleotide messenger RNA. It is a transcript of the gene Slc35g1, whose product is annotated as solute carrier family 35 member G1. Lineage: Eukaryota; Metazoa; Chordata; Mammalia; Rodentia; Muridae. The record is from RefSeq and is a predicted model, not a curated record. The transcript is spliced from 3 exons. Gene Ontology annotation, cellular component: endoplasmic reticulum membrane; plasma membrane. The coding region runs from base 70 to 1167 and encodes 365 amino acids. Gene Ontology annotation, biological process: calcium ion export across plasma membrane; regulation of cytosolic calcium ion concentration.
GCCGAGCGGCCCGGCGGCAGCUGCGGGCGCCAGAAGGCGCGCGGCUGCGGGGAGAGCGCGGGCUGUGGGAUGGAGCCCCCGGAGAGCGCGGCCGAGCUUGCAGCCGAGGAGGUGGAGCUGCAGGAGCCCGAGCUGCAGUUCGCGGACCCGGCGUCCCCCGGCGAGGAACACGUGGACGUCGAGGCGGAGGGCGCCCCCGGCCGAGGCAGGUGCUGGCCGUGUGGAGGAGCCUGGGUGUGCGGCUCGGAAGCCAAGAAGAAAGCGCCCUGCCCCGGACUUGGCUUGUUUUACACAGUGUUGUCUGCCUUCCUUUUCUCAGUGGCCUCUUUAUUUGUUAAAAAAGUGCAAGGCGUCCACGCUGUAGAGAUCAGUGCGUUUCGAUGCGUGGUCCAAAUGCUAGUUAUCAUUCCUUGCUUAAUAUACAGAAAAACGGGGUUCAUAGGUCCCAAAGGUCAGCGACUUUUCCUCUUCCUCAGAGGGAUCUUUGGUUCCUGUGCCAUGAUCCUUAUGUACUAUGCUUUCCAGACAACGUCCCUCGCAGAUGCCACAGUCAUUGCGUUUAGCUGUCCAGUGUUUACGUCCAUAUUUGCUUGGAUAUUUCUCAAGGAGAAGUAUAGCCUUUGGGAUGCUUUCUUCACCUUGUUCGCGAUCGCUGGAGUGAUACUUAUCGUGAGGCCGCCAUUUAUAUUUGGUUCCGACACUUCAGGGAUGAGAGAAAGCUAUUCAGAGCACGUUAAGGGAACAGUGGCCGCGAUUGGACACGCUGUGCUAGCUGCGAUGACUCUGGUCAUUCUGAGGAAAAUGGGGAAAUCUGUGGACUACUUUCUGAGCAUUUGGUAUUAUGUCAUACUUGGCCUUCCCGAGACCAUCGUCAUCCUCUUUGCCAUAGGAGAGUGGAGUCUGCCCUACUGUGGGCUGGACAGGCUGUUUCUCAUACUCAUUGGACUCGUGGGUUUGGGGGGUCAGAUAUUUAUCACUAAAGCAGUUCAAAUAGAAAAGGCAGGACUGGUAGCGAUAAUGAAGACAAUGGACAUAGUCUUUGCUUUCAUCUUUCAGAUUGUUUUCUUUGAUAAUGUACCAACUUGGUGGACGAUGGGUGGGGCUCUCUGUGUAGUUGUCAGCACCACUGGAGCAACCAUUCGAAGAUGGCGGCAGGGUUCCAAAUGAAAUAUCACUGCUGAAAUCUGUUUUUUAUUUUUUUUUCAAGUAUGACAUUACCCAGCUCAGACAUCUUACGUACCUACACACAUACCUGGAGAAUCUGUAUUAUUCAUUGGUUAUAUUUAAUACAUUUUGUAAAGUACCAUUUUUAAACGUAGUAUGCUUUUAAUUAAGAGUGGCUAGCUAGGCUAGCCUAGCAGUUUUUGGAUAGCUUUUAUUUUUGCUUUGGUUCAUUGGUUGGGUUGCCAUUGAUGAGAAGGGAGCUCAUUUGAGGAAGUUCAAACAUUUUUAUGCGUACAAUUUUUAAAAGUUAUUUUUGACACAGGAUGUAGAUGGGAGAUACUCUAUUUUAGCAGUGUAGAUAAGAAGCUUAAUGUUGACAAUGCUGCUAUAAUUAGUGCUGUGCUAAUCCAUCGAUGGCAGUGUAAUCCAACUUAGGAUGCCAAAGCUGCACCUUGGUUCAGGUGCCUACUUUCUGGUAGGAGUAUAAGUGAACUGGCCUUAUUCUCAAGGAUCUUAGAGAUGAUUCUUACACUUUUAACUCAUGUGUGCCUUUUCGUUUUGAUGCUGGAAUUUUUAUGUCCUCUGAACAGAGCCUUCAGCUUGCAGUGGGUAGCAGCUCUCUCUUUCAGAAUAUUAGCAACUCUGACUAUCAUUGUUAAUUUCAAUUAUCUCCUGUUUUGUUUGAAAUUGCACUUUUUUUUUGACAUUCCAAGAUUUCCAAUCUUAAAAUCAUGAGAGCAAAAUCUUGGCGUGACCAGUGUAUACAUUCCCGCCCUGAGGUGAUUUCACUUCAGAUGCGGUGGCUUUUCUACAAAUUCUCUUUGAAUUCAUAGUGUGAUGCCAAAUACAACUUUCUCAGGAUUGUACUAGGCUGGGCCAUUAUCAGAUCGCCCAGAAUCUACCAUUUUUACUUACAAAACCAAUAGUUCUAGAAGGUUCAUCCUGCAAGCUCCCUUCACAUUAAACCAAAUAUUUAUACCUUUAUAGUACAUGUCCGUUCUUAAACUUACAGUCUUUUUCCAUUUUGGAAUGGUAUGUUAUAAUGCUUGUGGCAUAUGAGAAAUGUAAAGACCUAUUAAUCCACAGUUGAUUGGUUUUCCCAGUUUUUUGCAUAUAUAAAAAGAACACAGAUACAAGCUAGUCUUUGACACACAGUAGUAGUGUGAACUUAGAUGGUCGAUUGUAGCUGUGGAGCACCAGCAGGCCAGUACUCCUCUGUGGAAGAGGAAAGCUUAGUAGAUUGGGAGUAUAUGACCAUGAAGCUUUGGCGCUUUGGAUGCCUUUGUGGUGAGACCAAAGUGGCUGCCACCCCUCACUUUGUCAGACACUGUUGUUAUCAGCUGCAGAGUUGAAGAGCCAUUCUCUCUCACGCCCCUCACAGCUCUUCUGAGGGAAGGGUCUGGUCUCCUGAGUCUUACCUUCAGCUCCAAAAGGAUCUUCUCCAGUAGUUCCUAAGAGGAACUUUUAGUGUGGUGGUUUUUUAAAUCAUAUUUGCCACCUGACAUCUUACAUAUUUACUUAGCUGAGUCACCUCUGUUGCAUUGACCCCACAUAGAUUUGUCAAUGGUGCCAUUCUACCAGCUUCCUAGAAAAUAGAGCCAACAGACUCUUAGAACUCGAACUCGGAGGGGUCUUAGAGAUCAUCCUGGGGGAUGACAGGAGGAAGGUCUGCACUAGCUGGUUUCCAUAGCAGCCUCCUUAUUUAGUUCCACUCCUGGAGCUACCACCAAACUUGCACAAUAGAAGAAUGUCUGGGAUAGUGGAAGAUAACUCCUUUGGAAAUACAUUGUAUUUCAACUGUGUCUUAAGUACUUGAAUGUCAGAAUAUGUGGCUGACAUUGAAGACAAUAUUUCUUAUACCAACCUUUACAGGGUAUGAUUUUUAAACAAUGUUCAAGUGGUAUACAAGGCUAUGUAUUGUAACAAUUAUGGGGGGUUAUGUAUUUUCCAAAGAUUGUAGUUUCUAUAUCUUGCAAAGGGAAAUUUUUUUCCUAACGUGUUUUUAUUUUGUAAGUAAUAAAAUCAUAAAAGAAA